AACAGGUCAUUCCGAACUUGGACCACAACCACCACCAAGAUAGUGCUACCUCACUGCCUUCUUAACAAUAGUCGUUGACAUGGAUUCUGCUCACGCCAACAUUGUCAACGACCUCGUCGAUAUUUUCUGCACGUCCUUCAGAGAAGAAAGUCCUAUUGUCAUUUUCCCGCCAGCCCUGCUUGCCGGUCUAGAGCAACUAAGCCGAACGAAGGCUCGCACAGAGUCUGGUGCAUCGACAUAUUCACCAAAAUCACUCAACGCCAUUGGAGUCCAUAUCUUUCAUGGCGGGCUCAGUCUCGCCAUUCUCAGUCGCGAUGGUCUUGCUCCAACGGUUCAUAGCAAACAAUUGCUCGCAAAACUCAAAGACGACGAGCGGCUGAUGUUAGCUAUCAAAAACAUUUCGCUUAUGCUCUACCAUGGAAGCCCGGAUCCGAUACCGCUCUUUUUUACUAUGGUUGGGCUGAUCUACGUCAAGAAGGGCUGUGAUUUCGUACUGAUGUGGAUUCGGCGCCUGGUGAGGCCGGCACUGAGAAAUUUGAAUGAGUAUGUCAAGCUACUUCGGUUGUUACGGGAAGGGCCUACCCCAUUUUCACUCGACAGCUACACCUCUAAAGUACAUCUUGAAGAGUUCUGGCUCUCCAUCUGUCCCACUCCUGUGAACUCGCCAACAAAUAUAGCCUAUCUCACAUACCGAAAGCGACUUUUGCAAAAAGCUUGUCUAUCAGGCACACCGUCACCCGAAAAGAUGAAGGACGGCAUGAAGAAUUAUCUAACAUCAACCGACUUUUCAAAGCGGAGACGUCUCUGGUAAUCGAAUUCUGGACCUGGACAGCUCUAAGACAAUCUAUACUUGUCCUAGAUAUUUUGCACAUGAUAAUUUUACUCUGGUUGGCUACUACUUGAAAGGUUACAUUUUUCGUUAUAUAACCUGCUUACACAUGUCGGCACGAAAUUCGCUACAAUCGAGACGCGAUCGAUCGAAAGUUCAACCUUUGUCCUCAACUACAACAACUACUACGUCGUCCCUUUGGAUCAACGUAUCGCGUCCCGCCUUACUCUAUAUACCGCGACACACUUGGUAUUAUCUCAUCUGUCUACACUGAUUCCAGUUCGACAUCGC
Messenger RNA from Guyanagaster necrorhizus, 1120 nucleotides. RefSeq lists its product as uncharacterized. NCBI's taxonomy places the organism in Eukaryota, Fungi, Basidiomycota, Agaricomycetes, Agaricales, Physalacriaceae. The coding region runs from base 80 to 811 and encodes 243 amino acids. The transcript is spliced from 4 exons. The record is from RefSeq and is a predicted model, not a curated record.